Radiomyces spectabilis is the source of this 957-nucleotide messenger RNA. RefSeq lists its product as uncharacterized. The coding region runs from base 342 to 887 and encodes 181 amino acids. The transcript has a single exon. The record is from RefSeq and is a predicted model, not a curated record. Lineage: Eukaryota; Fungi; Mucoromycota; Mucoromycetes; Mucorales; Radiomycetaceae.
UUUUUUAUCGCUGUGUUGCACAAGACACAGCCGAUUGUCCGUUUUGGGAGAUACAAAACCGCAAAGUGUGGUAACCAAUAAGGAGCUUUUGUCAAAAACUAGCUUGGACCAUCGCCUUUUUCCUCGAUUACUGUUAUUAGCAAAUGUUAUGGGCCUAACCAUUCUCUUUCUUUCUUUUUUUAAUGAUAUUCUCUCUCGACAAUUUUUACCUUCUCCGUCGUCAUUGUUUACAAUGAUGGCGGAUUAGGAAACUGCCUUCUAUUGAUUUACUUAAAAAGAUCACCAAACUGCCAUUACUGCCAGAGUGUAAAAUCUUGGUUUUUCUUUUUUUUCUUGUAAUCAUGGAUAAUAAUCAACAGCUUGAUCUUUAUGCAAGGCAAAUGCUUAACAAUUACUGGCAAACCGGUGGGACACCACCGCCUCCUUAUUAUGCCGGCCCAAUGUGGCCCAACCAUCCAUCGUCUCUUCCCACGGCUUCCCCAGCCAAUGGAGCCAGCCACACUACCACAACCACCACGGUACAAGGGAGGCCCAGUUUUUGGAGUCCUCGACAACCGCGAAAGAAGAGCUUUUUCAGAAAAAAGACGGUCAAAGAACCCAGGCAGAAUCAAAUGACGGCGCCUGCCGCCAACGUACCACCGCCGUCUUCCAAAGCGAUGAUGGUCCAACCACCGUAUGCAACUCAAACUGCUCCUCCACUGAUGGCACCCUAUUUCUAUGCACCACCGAAUUCAAUUAUGGCAAUGACCCCACCACCGCCACCGCCACCAAUCACAGCCCCUGCCGCGCCGAUCACCACCAAAUCCUCCCUGCCACCCCGUCGACCAAUCAAAACCACCACUUCCAACCCCAGAGAAAAUUCCAAUGAUAGAUGUACCAUAAUGUAGUCGCGUAGCUGAAUCCCCUUUUUUGGUUGUUAUUGUUGUUUAAAUUAUAUAUAAAGAUGUCAUUUACUGC